GCAGGGAGUUCGCUUGAGGAGUUUAAUGACGCUGGGUUACAUUUUGGGAACAAUUUCACUGCCAGAACUUCUGAAACUAAACAGAUAUCGAAUUCACUUUUAGAUUUAAAAUUGCUUUUGAUCCUGCAUCCACGUUUCUGUAAAUAGUCUAAAGAAAAUUAGUCUCUAUAUAUAUAAUAAAAUCACAAGAUUCUUCCAGAAUUAAAACGUUUUCAAGAGGCGAGUUUAUUGUUGAGAGAUAGAUAUAUUUUUUAUUAACUUACAAAUAUGAAUAGUUAACCGAUAAGAGAAUUUGAGAUUAUUAUUAUUAUUAUUAUUAUUAUUAUUAUUAUUAUUAUUAUUAUUAUUAUAGGUUAGAUUUAUAGAAAUCCAAAUUGAAAUUGAGAGUAAAAUCUACAGGAAAAUCUCCUUGCAAUUUUCAGUUAAAUUGACAGGAAAAAUCGCAUUGAAAAUUGGAGUUAAAUUUGCAGAAAUCAAAUUGAAACCUGAAGUAAAUAAAUUCACAGCGAAAUCAAAUUGAAACUUUUACCUACUGUUAAAAUAACACAAAAUCCCAAACCAGAAAUUCAUUUUUACAGGAGAAAGAACUAGAUUGAAGAGAGAGAGAGAGAGAGAGAGAGAGAGAGAGAGAGAGAGAGAGGAGAGAGAGAGAGAGAGAGAGAGGAGAGGACAAGGGGGGAGAGAGAGAAGAGAGGAGAGGAGAGGGGAGGGAGGGAGAGGGAGAGAGGGAGAGUAGAGGAGAAGAGGGAGAGGGAGAGAGGAGAGUAGAGGAGAAGGGAGAGAGGGAGAGAGAGAGGAGAGAGCAAGAGAGAGAGAGAAGGGAGAAGGGAGGAGAGAGAGAGGAGAAAGAGAGGAGAGGAGAGGGGAGAGAGAGGGAGGGAGGGAGAGAGAGAGAAGGGAGAGAGGGAGAGGGAGAGAGGAGAGAGCAAGAGAGAGAGAGAAGGGAGAAGGGAGGAGGGAGAGAGGAGAGAGAGAGAGGAGAGGGAGAGGAGAGAGUAGAGGACAAGGGGGGAGAGAGAGAAGAGAGGAGGGAGGGGAGAGAGGGAGAGUAGAGGAGAAGGGAGAGAGAGAUUGCGAGAGAGAGAGAGAGGAGAGGGAGGGGAGAGUAGAGGAGAGAUUUCCUAUUCGUUUUUGGAGGAGCGCCGUACAGUUUAGCUGUCUCUCUGUCCGUCUCUGCGGCACACUGUCGCCAUGACGACCCGCAGGACGGAUAAGAUCAAUAUUCAGGAGCACAUGGCGAUCAACGUGUGCCCAGGUCCCAUCCGACCCAUCAAGCAAAUCUCUGACUACUUCCCAAGAUUCCAUGACUACCCCGCGGCCAUCGUGGCCAAGAAACCCGAAGCGCCCAAACCAGCGCCCGCGCUGCCCAGCAACGGACCCGCGAGCUCCGAGAGAGAGGGGGAGGGGCGGGGGGAGGAGCGGGAAAGGGAGAGGGAGGAGGAGGAAGAGGAGGAGGAGGAAGAGGAGGAGGAGGAGGAGAGGAAGACGGACGUCAGUCAGCCCGCUUCUGAAGCCGAACAGGAUGGUUACGAUUCAGACGACGCGACCUCUUUGGGGAUGCUGGAAUUCAGUCUUCUCUUUGACCAGAAAAGCAACGCCCUGCACUGCAGCAUCCACAAAGCCAAGGGUCUAAAGCCAAUGGACUCCAAUGGGCUGGCAGACCCCUAUGUUAAACUGCAUCUAUUACCUGGAGCAAGCAAGGUGAGG
Molecule: messenger RNA, 1707 nt
Organism: Acipenser ruthenus (sterlet)
Lineage: Eukaryota; Metazoa; Chordata; Actinopteri; Acipenseriformes; Acipenseridae
Product: double C2-like domain-containing protein beta
Exons: 3
Source: RefSeq, a predicted model, not a curated record